AUGUAUAGCUCAUAUUCACGGCUCUUCGCUGCUGUAAAUACUAUCAAGUGGUUUUUCGAGGAGCUAAUGAGGAUAUUUGAGAAUGGAACACAAGGCAAAGGACAUUUAAAUUUUAUACAUAUUGGACCUUUGGGAGAUGAGUACUGCCAGAUAUUCAACAUGUUGAUAAAUGGCACAAAUACCAACAACACCGGAGAUCUACUACUGGAUAUUAUGAAUAGCGACGAAUGGGGAGAAUAUAACAGCACAAAAAAAUUCUUGGCGCCGGUCGGAUGUUUUUUGAAGGAUUGGAGUCGAGCGCUUAUGGGAACGAUGUUCGUGCUGGGACUAUUUGUAUUUUUUGGGGUCGCUAUGAGGUGCUGGUUCUUCGUAUUGCCGCAUAUUCUGAUAAGAAUCCCAGCUGCUCUAUUCCUUGCCGCCCUCAUCUACCACGAAAUCGCGCUCGCCGUCGCUUCCCCAGGCACCUACGAACCUGUCCAUAUUUGCAUUUCAAUAGUUGCAGCAAUUGCUCUGCUGCAACUACCCUAUUUUGGUUGGGCCGAAUACCGACUUAUUGGCUAUCUACGAAACCGGAAACGUAGUGCUGGAGUCUACUCCACCCACACCCAAGCCAUCUCCACGACCCAUCGCGAAGAACCAAAAACUCAACCCUGGCGGUUUUCGAAGGAGCGUACAGCCGAUGGGCGGACGAUUGAUGUUGUUGCCCAGCCG
Messenger RNA from Mesorhabditis spiculigera, 711 nucleotides. The record is from the annotation of a GenBank genome assembly. NCBI's taxonomy places the organism in Eukaryota, Metazoa, Nematoda, Chromadorea, Rhabditida, Rhabditidae.